UAUUAUUGUAAACAUGAUAAUUUCCUUAUCACUUUCCAGAGACUUUGGAGGAAGGCAACCAUGGCAGGGAUGCGUUGGCAUUUGAAUUUUGCGCAAACUUCGGCUCUCCAACAUUGGACUCCAUGUAACUCGGACAAAUUCAAGUUAUAUCUAUGUCGUACACUUCUUAAAGCCUUUUGGAACCAUGGAGGAUCUCAAUCUUUUUCUGGAUAUUGUUGCCUGUCUAGACUUGCAAGCAGGGAUGUUUUGCAACCUGUAAAGAAGUUUUCUCGUCAAAUAGAGGAUUGUUCCAAUGGGAACAAAUCAAAUUCUCUUUUACACAUCCAAACCCUUAGGAAUUUCCCGAUAAAAAAACUACAUGGAGAAGUUGUUAUUGUACGGUUUGAUUCUGCCCUUCUUCUAAAAGGAGCAGAAAUUAAUGAUUCCUUGGCAUGUAAAGCUUUCUCUACCAUCAGGUACUUGCAUGAUGCUGGGGCAAAAAUAAUUUUAGUUGGCAACUGGGGUCACACAAGUGAUUCACUUUCUCUCUCCACAAAAUCUCUUGUUGACCACUUAUCAUCAGUACUCCAGUUGAAAGUUGUGCCAGCUAAUGGUUUUUCUGGAUUUUCAAAGUCUGAGAUUACAAACUCAGAGAAAGUUGAUCUUCUUCUUCUUGAUAACAUGACAAGGUUCAAAGAAGAGCUGGCCAAUUGUUCAGAGUUUGCACUAGAAUUAACCUCAGGAGCCAAUAUUUUUGUCAAUGAUGCCUUCUCUGUGUCACAUAAGAUUCUUGCAUCAACUGUGGGUGUUACUCGUUCUUGCUAUGCAUCUGUUGCCGGUUUCCAUUUUGAAGAGCAAUCAUCCCUCUUACUGGAGAUUGUAGAAAACAAGAACCACCCAUAUAUUGCUAUUAUAGGAGGAAGGAGCCUUUUGGAAAAGGCUUCCGCUUUGAAUUAUUUAGCUUCAAAAUGUGAUGGACUGAUAUUUGUUGGUGUACUAGCUUUUCAAAUUAUGCAUGCUUUGGGCUUGCAUGUGCCUUCAUGCUUUCUGGAACACAAUGCUGUUGGAGAAGCACUAAAACUAAUCCACCUGGCUCAAGAUAGGAAUAUACCGAUUUAUUUUCCGAAUGAUUUUUGGUAUGUGAAAGAUUGCAAUCCAGAGCUGUUGGAAGUUUUCCCUUCUAAUGCAAUUUUACCUGGUUGGACUCCUGUCGACCUAGGGCCCUUAUCAUUAAAAGAUAUUGCCUGUUUGCUUUUAAAAUGCAAGAAGAUUUUAUGGAUUGGCCCAGUAAACUUUGGUUCAUCAAAACAUGGUGUCCAUGGACCCUCCGAGUUGGCUUCAAUACUUGAAAGAGUAAACAAAAGUGGAUGUGAUAUCUUUGUUGUUGGAAAUGCAGCCUGCAAGGCAGUCACACAGAAAGCUUCCUCUUGCAUACCCUACAAAAUGCUUGAAAGUGCCUCAGUUGUCUGGGAGUUUCUCGCAAGAAGAUCAUUGCCUGGUGCUGCAGCUCUAGAUAGAGCCUACCCCUUUAAUCUUGAUUGGAAUACUAUUUUUGCAUGUCCAAAACGUCCUUUGAUAGUAGAUAUUGGAAGCGGGAAUGGCUUAUUUAUUUUGAAGAUGGGUAGAACAUGGAGAGACUCGAAUUUUCUGGGGCUUGAGAUUAACAGAAAGCUUGUGAAGCGUUGUCUAAAUAAUGUGUUAGAAUCUGGUGCAAGGAAUAUGCACUUCAUAUCAACUAAUGCAACUUCUACUUUCCACUCUGUAGUUUCAAGUUAUCCAGGCGAUUUAGCUAUUGUUUCCAUACAGUGCCCAAAUCCAGAUUUCAACAAAGAGGAGUACAGAUGGAGAAUGGUGCAGAGAUCACUUGUCGAAGCAAUCAUAGAUUUACUUGCAGUCAAUGGGAAGAUAUUUUUACAAUCAGACAUUGAAACAGUUGCCGCAAAAAUGAAAGAUCAAUUUUUACAGUAUGGGAAGGAUAAACUUGCUUUCGAAGGUGACGAUGACAAUGAAUGGAUCAAAGAGAACCCGUUCGGAGUUUGUUCAGAUUGGGAACAACAUGUUCUUGACCGUGGAGAUCCGAUGUUCAGGAUUAUGCUCAGAAAAGUUCGAUAAAUCAUGGCAAUUCAUUUUCUUUUUUAUUAUGUUGUUGUAAGUAUAUGCCCGAAAAAUAAUCAAUAGUUCUGAAAGGUUUUUUUUUCUUCUGAACCAUUUAAUAGUUGUUCUUUUCUGUGUUUUUUAUUUUAUUUUUUAUUUUAACUCUCGUAUUUCUACCAAGUAGAACUUGGUUGAUGUGUUGUAGUGGUUUUGUGAGACAGUUUUAUUUGUUCGUUGCCAUUGAGGUGGUGUUUGAUUGUGGUUGAAAUAAACCAACUUUUAUUCAA
Messenger RNA from Dioscorea cayenensis subsp. rotundata (Guinea yam), 2360 nucleotides. Its product is annotated as phosphoglycerate kinase-like. NCBI's taxonomy places the organism in Eukaryota, Viridiplantae, Streptophyta, Magnoliopsida, Dioscoreales, Dioscoreaceae. The record is from RefSeq and is a predicted model, not a curated record. Gene Ontology annotation, biological process: tRNA modification; glycolytic process; gluconeogenesis. Gene Ontology annotation, cellular component: cytosol. Gene Ontology annotation, molecular function: ATP binding; ADP binding; phosphoglycerate kinase activity.